This is a messenger RNA of Ectocarpus sp. CCAP 1310/34, 2535 nucleotides long. The record is from the annotation of a GenBank genome assembly. NCBI's taxonomy places the organism in Eukaryota, Phaeophyceae, Ectocarpales, Ectocarpaceae.
AUGGCUGUGGGCUUGCGCCUGGUCCACUUUCCUGUGUGUCUCGCCUGGUUCGAAGCCAUCAUGGGGAUCAUCAAGUCAGGCAAGGUCGUUGUCCUGCUGGCCGGGCGCUACGCUGGCCGCAAGGCUAUCGUGGUAAAGCCUUUCGACGAGGGCUCCGAGAACCGCAAGUUCGGCCACGCCAUCGUGGCUGGCAUCGACCGCUACCCUCGCAGGGUGACGAAGGCGAUGAGCAAGGACAAGAUCAAGAAGCGCACGAAGCUGAAGCCGUUCGUCAAAUACGUCAACGUCAACCACAUCAUGCCCACCCGGUACCAGGUGGACAUCGACCUCAAGAAGGUCGUGGAUGAGUCUGCCAUCAAGGCCUCCCCCACGGACGUUCGCAAGGCGGUGAGGAAGAUCUUCGAGGAGCGGUACCUGAACCAGAAGGACGUCAAGUCCGAGAAGAAGGCCACCGGCGUCAAGUACUUCUUCGAGAAGCUCCGCUUCUGAGAAAAAGUUUCGAGGAAAUUUCUCUCAUUUGGGGCGAAGCGAAGGUUUUGGGAUGCUUUGUUGGUGCCAAGUGUUUGCGUCGCUUUUGUGAGAGGAUUCUUCGUGUAGAAACUUGUCGUCAAAACUUGAAAACCGCGGGGUUUGACAAAAGUGCUCGUCUUUGAUCUUCUGAGUCGCCGGCUAAGCGACAGCUUGACGUUUAAAGGAAUUUUAGGGAGAUGGCUCUGAGUUUGUGUAGGACGUGAGAGUGUUUUUCAGCGACCGACUUUGCUUUAAACUUUUCGCAGGAAGUUGUUGACGCUGUGCGCGCCGUACGAAGCGGAGCUGUUGCUUUGCGGCGUGCGGACUCUCGUGAAGCAGGGGAGGUCUUGUCGAGUUUUUGAGGUUUGAUGGACGAUAAAUGAAUCACGACACCAGGAAAAAAAUGUUUUGAUGGACGCCGGUGCACCGGAAAUCUCCCGGUCGUGCGAGCUUUAUCCAGGCUUGGCCAGGAUCACACGGGAAGCUUGUCGUGUCAGCUUCAUGCAAGCUCGACCAUCUUCACACGAGCAUCGAUAGGGAUUCCGAGGAUCCUUGGCGAUCACACUUCCGAAAGAACAAUAAUGCAAGCGGCACAACCCGUGAUUCGUCUGGUGAAUGAGGUCACACGGUAAAACAUGCCAUUAAUUUUGAGGUGUUGAGUCUGUGCAACACAACGAAACAAACGCAUUCACGGCAGGGACACACAUCAGCUUGGAUCGGUUGUAACCCAGGUCAGCUCCGUCGUAGACACACUCGUAUCUAACGCUUCCUUUCCUUCAUCUCUUUGUCGCGGGGACAAAUCCACCUUCCAAGUUCUUGGGCAAGAGCCCCAGAGACAGGUAAUCGCCAAACACAAAUAUUUUUGCACAGCGCGAGUAGCCUAGGACGACGGCAUCGCACCCUACCGCCAAUUCCCUGCGGGCGAUUUGGUGGCUCUCGCCAUCUUUCUACCAGAGCUAACAUGUCUCCGGCAUUUUCUUGAAACCGCCAAUGUAAUCCCACCUGGGAAGAUACUCCUUUUCUCUAAUAUCGUGCCGCCGAAACACAUUCCCGACGAGCACCAGGUCAUAUCGUCGUUCACCCCCCUCAUGGCCCCGACAUCAAAAGCCUGAGUGUGGCUGUGACCCCAACAUGCCGGUUUGCCAGCAAUGAGUACCCAUCAAGAGCUUUCGGCCCCUCGGUCACAAGCACGACCAAUCCCACCCCCCAUGGUUCACCAGUCGACCUGAACCGAGAGGAAGCACAGCAGUGUCUGCUGUAUACUUUUUAAUGUACGCACACCGCGCGGUAGGACGCCCGCCGAUCGCGAGGUGAGGUCGGCGACUCCUUAUGUCUACGCGUUCACGGCUGUAAGAGCAGCACUGGCACACACACCCGUAGCCUGCCCCAUGCCGCCCCCUCACGGGGUCCCAGUCAUUGCCAUUUACAAGCGUUUAGUGUUUUCAACCGCACUGAGACUGACGUCUUUUCGUUGGUCAGCCGAUUAGCGCGGCCGAUGCUAAAAAUAAAGACACACACACACACGCACGCGCGUUCGACGAAACACCAAGCCUCCGCAUUCCUGUGCGGGUGCUCACUAGCGAACCCAUGUUAAGUGUGUAUCGUCCAACGCUACGGAACUACCGGCUGGUGCGAGCCCUCUUGCUCGCAGACACCGGGGAAGCGGCGCUCGCAUCCCUCCCCCUCUUCUUGGCCGAGCCGGGGGAAGAAGACGAAAUCGCCGCCGCUGCCGCCCGUGCUCUUCUUCCUACAGGGGUACCACUACCCCCCUUGCGACUUGACGGACCCCCCUCACCCGAGGAACGGGGCGUUGCCGCCACCGCAUCUCCGGGCGACAACGGCAAGGUGCUCGCGAUUGCCGUUACAGACGGUGACGCCGCCUCCACCGCCGCCACCGAAGAAGAAGAAUGCCUCGCGGGCGACCGCCUGGAGGACGGCAUCGCGGCGGCGGGCUCGGGUGUCGGGGGCGCGUUCGAAACCGGCGGCUCUUCACCCGCCCCCACGCCUCCAGCUGCUACGGGCGCU